AUGUCUCCCGUUUCUGUCAUUGGGCACAGCCUGGUACCACUUCAUUUCGAUACCUAUCCUUUGGGAACCAUAAAGCCUAAUGGCUGGUUCCGAGACCAGCUACGUCUUAGUGCAAAAGGUCUUGGAGGCAACUUGUUCUACUCCUAUCGUUUCGUCAAAGAAAGCACUUGGCUUGGAGGCACAUGGGAGUACACCCCCUUGAACGAAGCAGCCCCAUACUGGUAUAACUACAUUGUUCCUUUGGCAUACACGCUUGACGAGGUAUCAGAUUCGGAUCUGUUCAUCGAGAUCAAGAAACAGGCGGAAUUUUUCCUUGAAUACACGUUGUCUCACCAAGCUGCAGAUGGCUGGCUUGGCCCAGAGACAACGUCCCAUACCCGCGGUAUCUGGGCGCGUUGCCUCUUGCUUCAAGGCCUCACGAAUCAUGCCAUCGCGGACUCGACAAAGCGGCAGGCCAUCAUGGACGCGAUCUUCCGUUUCAUUAGACUAGUACACGCCAUGCUCAAGGAUAACUAUGCUGGGUAUAUCCCGCGGAAGGACGAUGUUUUCGACUUGCAACUCUUUGGAGUUGCCCGUGCCCAUGAGCUCGCGCUAACUCUUCAAUGGCUCUACGACCAGACCGACGAUACCAAAGACCGCAACAUUAUCUGGGAGGUCAUGGAGAUGAUGUGGCAAGGAUCUCGAAUAAUGGAAAGAGAUUGGACCAUUUUCUUUGGGAAAGACUUUCCACACGAGCCGUCUGUCAGAUAUAAGUCUCCCAAUUUCAAGCACGGUGUCAAUGUUGCGCAAGGACUUCGUUAUCCAGCUCACUUGUAUCGAAUGCACCCAUCUCCUGAGCUAGCGAACCUGUGCAAAGAUGCUGUGCGCAAAACCUUCAAGUAUCAUGGAACUCCCGCCGGAUCAGUCAGUAGUGAUGAGUACAUUGGUGGCCUCUCUCCUCAACGAGGCUCUGAGCUUUGUUGCUCCGUCGAGCUUAUGUUCUCGUUGUCAUACCUUUACCAACUCUUUGGGGACAAUGACAUGGCCGACCGCGUGGAACUAGCAGCAUUCAACGCCAUUCCAGCUGGAGUCAGUGCGGAUUGGUGGAGCCAUCAAUACAUCACUCAGGUUAACCAGCCGUGGGCCUGCGAAUUGGAACUUGCCAAAGACGAGAAGACGCCAUUUUACGAUGUCUGCAGAUACGCCAAUGUCUUUGGACUAGAGCCAGAAUUUCCAUGCUGCACUGUCAAUCAUCCUACUGCAUACCCCAAGAUGUUGAUGAACGCAUUUCUCCGAGGUCAGACAAGCAAUGGCAUGCCUACAAUGGCCCAUGCCCAUCUCAUUCCUUCCCGGCUGGACAUCGACGGGAUAAGCAUCAACUGCGAGUCGAAUUACCCUUUUGCUCCCUGCGCAUUGCAUUAUUCUAUACAUGCGCGAGAAGCAUUCGAGUUCCUCAUCCGAGUGCCACAUUGGACAUCGAGCUCCUCGACCAUAGAGCUAUGUGAAAGCGGAUCACAGACUCGACGAGUAACACAACCUUUCGGCUCGACUGCCAGAAACGGAGGUCCCGAAUCCUUUCACUGUCUACAGAUUCCUGGUGGAGCAAGAUACGACAUUUUUGUGACUCUGAAUGCGGAAGUGAGGGUCAAGGAACAUGACGACAAGUCCGUCAGCAUCUACUAUGGCCCCUUGCUGUAUGCUUACGAGGUCGACUACAAGAUUACCACGAGACUCCCUCGCAACUACAAAGACCAAACCUCCGACUGUACAGAAACCGCAAAUUGUCGUGACCACGACUACCUCUCAAAUUCUCCUUGGAAGAUCGGAAUUGAUCCUAGCAAGUGCGUCAAAGUGGUCGUAGAAAGAGACCCUUGGGUGGAAGGAAGUGAGAGACAGGUGGCUGCUCUUCCGAACCCGGUUUGGGCUUCAGGCACUUCGCCUGUGCAUCUCGAGGUCGAGGCUGCUUGGGUUAAUUGGCCUGUCCAGAAUGGUACAGCAGCAGAUCCCAGUGUAGUCGAUACAUCUUCGCAUGGGGAGAGAUUUGUGGCCCGCUUGGUCCCAUACGGCACCGCAAAGCUACACAUAGCACAAUUCCCUGUACUCAGAACCGAGAAGACUUGA
This is a messenger RNA of Colletotrichum acutatum, 2100 nucleotides long. RefSeq lists its product as uncharacterized. NCBI's taxonomy places the organism in Eukaryota, Fungi, Ascomycota, Sordariomycetes, Glomerellales, Glomerellaceae. Bases 1 to 2100 code for a protein of 699 amino acids. Gene Ontology annotation, biological process: carbohydrate metabolic process. The transcript has 4 exons. The record is from RefSeq and is a predicted model, not a curated record.